Molecule: messenger RNA, 1168 nt
Organism: Drosophila takahashii
Lineage: Eukaryota; Metazoa; Arthropoda; Insecta; Diptera; Drosophilidae
Product: 3'(2'),5'-bisphosphate nucleotidase 1
Biological process (GO): phosphatidylinositol phosphate biosynthetic process
Molecular function (GO): 3'(2'),5'-bisphosphate nucleotidase activity
Source: RefSeq, a predicted model, not a curated record
GCGACGUUUGCUCCUCUCUAGCCGAAAUCAGCUGUUGAACUUUCUCCGCAGCGGCAAAAACAUCCCAUUCCAUCUAGUGAUUAGAUUUUAAUCUAAUCUAAAAUUAAAUAAAAAAUCUAAGAGAAGAUCUCCCUCAUCAUAUAAAAUCCCCAUCCCAGAACGAUGGCUGCAAGUGCUCCGCUGAUAAUGCGCGUCAUGGCCUCCUCGAUAAGCACGGCCGCGCGCGCUGGAGGAAUCAUCCGGGAUGUGCUGAAGAAGGGCGAUCUGGGAAUAGUGGACAAAGGAAAGAACGACCCACAGACGGAGGCAGAUCGCUCUGCCCAGCGCUGCAUCAUAGCUUCUCUGAACAGAAAGUUUCCCAACGUAAAGAUCAUCGGCGAGGAAGGUGGCUCCGAUUUGAAUGUGUGCGAUGAUUGGCUGGUCACCGAACUGGAUGAGGGAUUCCUGCAGCAAAGCUGUCCGGCGGAGUGGAAGGAUGCCAAGGCGGAGGACUUUGUCAUUUGGGUGGAUCCCCUGGACGGCACAGCGGAGUACACACAAGGACAUGUGGAGCAUGUAACCGUGCUGAUCGGCAUUGCUCUCAAGGAUUCCGCUGUGGGCGGCAUCAUCCAUCAGCCCUUCUUCAAGCAACCCGAUGGCGAACUGGGUCGCACCAUUUGGGGAUUGAAAGGUCUAGGAACGGGAGGAUUUACAGCGGUGCCCGCUCCUCCCGGCCAAUUCAUCAUAACCACCACUCGCUCGCAUUCCAAUGCCCUGCACCAGCAGGCGCUCAAUGCAUUUGCUUCUACGGAGGUUCUAAAAGUCGGAGGAGCCGGCUUCAAGGUGCUCCAGCUGCUGGAGGGAAAGGCGCAUGCCUAUGUCUUCGCCACGCCGGGAUGCAAAAAGUGGGACACCUGUGCACCUGAAGCUGUACUAGAAGCACAGGGCGGCUGUCUUACCACCAUAAACGGUGAUCACUAUGCCUACAAUGCAGAAGUGGAGCACGUGAAUCGCCAGGGAGUUUUAGCCAGCCUGGGACAGAAUCAUGCCGAGCUGGUGGAGAAGAUUCCAGCCGAAGUUCGAGCGGCAGUGGGAGCCAAGCCUUGAAUUCCAGCACUUUAUUAGUUUUGUUUUUGCACUAAAAGUAAACACACAUAAAUUAUAAGCAAUAACAGGUUAGAAAAUUGUA